Antechinus flavipes (yellow-footed antechinus) is the source of this 4818-nucleotide messenger RNA. It is a transcript of the gene ARIH1, whose product is annotated as ariadne RBR E3 ubiquitin protein ligase 1. Gene Ontology annotation, molecular function: zinc ion binding; ubiquitin protein ligase activity; ubiquitin conjugating enzyme binding. Gene Ontology annotation, biological process: positive regulation of proteasomal ubiquitin-dependent protein catabolic process; protein polyubiquitination; ubiquitin-dependent protein catabolic process. The transcript has 14 exons. The record is from RefSeq and is a predicted model, not a curated record. NCBI's taxonomy places the organism in Eukaryota, Metazoa, Chordata, Mammalia, Dasyuromorphia, Dasyuridae. Gene Ontology annotation, cellular component: nucleus; cytoplasm; ubiquitin ligase complex. The coding region runs from base 63 to 1733 and encodes 556 amino acids.
GCUGUCCCCCCCUCCCCGCCCCGCCGCCGCCCGCCCGCCCGCCCGCUCGCCCCCCGCGCGCCAUGGACUCGGACGAGGGCUACAACUACGAGUUCGACGAGGACGAGGAGUGCAGCGAGGAGGACAGCGGCGCCGAGGAGGAGGAGGACGACGACGACGAGGAGCCCGACGACGAUAACCUGGACCUGGGCGAGGUGGAGCUGGUGGAGCCCGGCCUGGGCGUCGGGAGCGAGCGGGACGGGCUGCUGUGCGGGGAGACGGGCGGCGGGGGCGGCGGCAGCGCCCUGGGGCCCGGCGGGGGCGGCGGCGGGGGCGGCGGCGGGGGCGGCCCCGGGCACGAGCAGGAGGAGGACUACCGCUACGAGGUGCUCACGGCCGAGCAGAUCCUGCAGCACAUGGUGGAAUGUAUCCGGGAGGUCAACGAGGUCAUCCAGAAUCCAGCAACUAUCACAAGAAUACUCCUUAGCCAUUUCAAUUGGGAUAAAGAGAAGCUGAUGGAAAGGUACUUUGAUGGAAACCUGGAGAAGCUCUUUGCUGAGUGUCAUGUAAUUAAUCCAAGUAAAAAGUCUCGAACGCGCCAGAUGAACACACGGUCGUCAGCCCAGGACAUGCCUUGUCAGAUCUGCUACUUGAACUACCCUAACUCAUAUUUCACUGGCCUUGAAUGUGGACAUAAGUUCUGUAUGCAGUGCUGGAGCGAAUAUUUAACUACCAAAAUUAUGGAGGAAGGCAUGGGACAGACUAUAUCAUGUCCUGCUCAUGGUUGUGAUAUCUUAGUGGACGACAGCACAGUUAUGCGUCUGAUCACAGAUUCAAAAGUUAAAUUAAAGUACCAGCAUUUAAUAACUAAUAGUUUUGUAGAGUGCAAUCGACUGUUAAAGUGGUGUCCUGCCCCAGACUGUCACCAUGUUGUAAAAGUCCAGUAUCCUGAUGCUAAACCUGUUCGCUGCAAAUGUGGGCGCCAGUUUUGCUUUAACUGUGGAGAAAAUUGGCACGAUCCUGUUAAAUGCAAGUGGUUAAAGAAGUGGAUUAAAAAGUGUGAUGAUGACAGUGAAACCUCCAAUUGGAUUGCAGCCAACACAAAGGAGUGCCCUAAAUGCCAUGUAACCAUUGAAAAGGAUGGAGGUUGCAAUCACAUGGUCUGUCGUAACCAGAACUGUAAAGCAGAGUUUUGCUGGGUGUGUCUUGGUCCCUGGGAGCCACAUGGAUCUGCCUGGUACAAUUGCAACCGCUAUAAUGAGGAUGAUGCCAAGGCAGCAAGAGAUGCACAGGAGCGGUCCCGGGCGGCCCUACAGAGGUACUUGUUCUACUGCAAUCGCUACAUGAACCACAUGCAGAGUCUCCGCUUCGAGCACAAACUCUAUGCUCAGGUGAAGCAGAAGAUGGAGGAGAUGCAGCAGCACAACAUGUCCUGGAUCGAGGUGCAAUUUCUGAAGAAAGCAGUGGACGUGCUGUGCCAGUGCCGUGCCACUCUGAUGUACACUUACGUCUUCGCCUUCUACCUCAAAAAGAAUAAUCAGUCCAUCAUCUUUGAGAAUAACCAGGCAGAUCUGGAGAAUGCUACCGAGGUGCUGUCAGGGUACCUGGAGCGAGAUAUAUCCCAAGAUUCACUGCAGGACAUAAAGCAGAAAGUGCAAGACAAGUACAGAUACUGUGAGAGUCGACGAAGGGUUUUAUUACAGCAUGUGCAUGAAGGCUAUGAGAAAGACCUGUGGGAGUACAUCGAGGACUGAGGAGGGCCCUGCAUACAAUGAACUCUGAAAACUUUACCAUCUAGAGUGCUCAUGCAAUUAAAACAAAAAACACAAAAAAGGAGGCACUAAGCCUGUUCUGACACCGCUGGUCUGUAGUACCGGAAUUCUGUUUUGUUAACGGAAAGUUUAAGUAAAUUAUAUUGUAAUAAAAAAAGGUAGAUAAACCAUUGUACAACAGUAUUCUAGGCCGCCAACAAGUGUGACAGACGCACUAAAAGCCCUCCGACUUGGACUUGUACCGUAGCUUCAUUCCCCAGCUGGCUCUUCUCUUCUUUCUUUUCUUUCCCUGUGUGUAGUACAGUUCACCCUAAAACAGUUUCUUGACACUGCUUUUCAUGUCCAGAUCAGCCACUUUGUUGUACUUUGGUGAGGGAUUUCUCCCCCCUACCCCCCUGCUUCCCACACUCCUCUCCCUCCUCUCCCCCGAGUGCCCGAUUGUCCAAUGCUGACCCAGCUCUGGGGGGGAGGGGGGAGCAAGCAGCAGGGAAGGAACUUUGUACAUGACUUUUAAACCCAGAGGACAACACAGUAUUUUUCAAAAUUGUAUAUAGCGCAUAUGCAUGGACAAAGCAAGCGUGGCACGUGUUUGCAUAAUGUUUAAUUACAAAAAUAUUUAUUCUUUAAAAUUCUUCAAGAUUAUGUCUAUUUGCUGUGCAUUUUCUUUCAGUUUGCUUCCUUUUCCAGGGUGGGGGCGGGGGGCUGGCGUGUUGGUCUCUCCACUCUUACUGGCUAUACUAAAGCUGUUUGGUUCCCCUCCGCCAAAGUUGCGGCCUCUCAUGUCCACAGCCUGGCCCAUCUCAGGUGUGCCCUUGCUGGCAGUGGGCGCCACACCUGGAAUCCUGGCUCCCCAUACAGAACAGUGAGGAGGUUAAUGGACAGGGCAGGGGGGGCCAAAUGGAUCGAGUGCUCUGAGUAGGGUUCUGAUGGGUGGGUAGCUUUUCCUCUGACAGCCCCUACCUGUCCAGCCUUGUCCACUUGUGCCCAGAGCUGAAAGCUUCAUCAAUUUGGCUGAGGGUCAGCCCCACAGGAAGCGCUUCAGCAUCUCCUCAUCCUCAGUUUUUUAAUGCUGCUUCAGAGCCUUUUAAAAUGUUAGCUGUGGCUCUCUUCACCUUUAUCUAGAGAUUCUCCUACCCACCCUCUCCCCAGUAAUAUCAAACAGAAUGUUCUUUGCCUUGAAGACUUUUUUAAACCCCAAGCCAAAAAACACCACCAUUCAGUUCAUGAGAAACUGGAUUUGAAAGAAAAGGUGGUGAGAUGAUCCACACAUAUUGCUGUGGAUUCCCUUGUAAGGUAGUAGCCCUGGAAAGCAGAGCCCCAUUAGGGUGUUCAGCUUGGUCCCAGAGCCAGCAGGGACAGGGCAGAUGCAGAGGCUCUGCAGGGACCCCUGUGGAGAACUCUGUCCUAGAGCUGGCUGACUGCUCAAUGCAUACACACUUGUUGGGCAGCUCCAGGGAUGAUGUUUUUCACCAGGCUGGUUUCCCUAAACUUGUUACCAAUUGGAAUGAAAACCGAACAGAGGUCUUGUGGACAAGAUCAGGUGGAGCUGUAAGGACCUCUUGUUCUCUCCCUGAACAUGUCAUGUACCCAGGGAGUGAGUCAUUCCCUGUAACCUCCAUGAGGCAACUUUGCCCUGACCAUUGAUUUGCCACAAUAUGUUUUAGGGACAGGAGUUGGCUUCCCUCUUAGCCUACAUGGGUUUUUACAAUGUCUACAGUUCCUUUUAGGAAAUUUGUGUAAGUGCUCUUUAUCCCCUAGUUAAAAUCAGAUCACAUUGUUAGUGUGAGGUCCUCCCACUAUAUAAUUGCAUUAUGCUGCUUCCUGAAAUAAGCCAUCUUAUGAGAGCGCAUUCUCCACCCUUCAGCCAUCCCACUCUUGCUUCCCUGGUUUCAGAUCUGAGCUCUCCCAGAGAGUUCUUUCUUUGGCUUAGAAUCUGAUCAAUCCUAAGAUGCACUUAGAAUUAGGGUUGAGGAAGUUUUGUUUAAAUCUUGAAUAAAGGUUCUUUUCCUGAGGUCUUUCCAGGUGCAGCCAGUGUUGCUACAUAGAUAUAUGUGGAUCAUUUUUUAAAUGCUGGAGUGUUUUUUUUCCCCCCUUUCCAGUUGAUUCUGCAGUUUUUAGGUUGGAGCUUUAAAAUUUUUUUCCCUUCAUAUCCAUUUUUUUGCAACAAGUAACCAAAAACAGCAUGUGCUUUGUAAUAGUCCUCAACAAACGAGAGAGUUACCUUUGAGAUAUAUGCAUUGUGGUUUCAUAUUGGAGGCCUAAGGAUGUUGCAUGUGGAUGAAUUCAAUAGUUAGUCUGAAUCAGGUGGUUCAUUUUAUUCUGGUCCCUGAUUCUUAACAGCUGUCAUAAUUAUCUGUAUUUAAAAACUUUGUUGUUGGCUUUAGUGCCUAUAGCUGCUUCCCCAUUUCACCAGCCUACAGCCUUUGUUAGUAGUGGGCUCAGUUCACAUCCAGCAACAGGGUCAAUUUUCUUUUUUUUUUUUUUUCCUUAAUUUCAUGUUUCAAUUCAGCAGCGCACUGAGCAAUAGAUGAGAUUUCAGUGAAAUCCCAACUAGGAGCUCAUGAUAUAAAGCAAAAUGUUCAGUGGCAGAUCCCCAAUUCUGUGUAAAUUUUUACAACCCAGGUUGUGUGUAUGUAUAUACAUGCAUAUUGUAUAUAUGUGUAUACGCAGAUCCAAGACUGGCUUUUGAUUUUCAAAACGGUUGAAUCUGUAGUGUUAAAUGUAGUUCAACCACUAUUAGGAACUGAAAUUGAUACAAAGAGAAGAUAAGGGACUUCAGUCCCACUUGAUGUUACUGAGGUCCUUUGAACUUAAAAAAAAAAAAAAAACACAAAAAACAAACAAACAAAAAAAACCCAUUAUAGAGCACUUGGGGGUGGGGGUGGGGGAUGGUAAGACAAUCAGAUUGGUGGAUUGAUUAAAUGCUCCUAACCCUGUAAUUUUGUGCAUAGAGCACCUUGUGCUGUGGAAAUUAAUGUUCUUAGAUUUUCAUUGUAACUGGACUGUUCAGGUUGCCCAGAGGGAAAGAACAUUCCUAAUUCUAAUAAAAUAAACUUUUAUUUUGUUA